Molecule: messenger RNA, 945 nt
Organism: Penaeus vannamei (Pacific white shrimp)
Lineage: Eukaryota; Metazoa; Arthropoda; Malacostraca; Decapoda; Penaeidae
Source: RefSeq, a predicted model, not a curated record
AAGUUGCGACGAGCGGUGGCGGCGGCGGCGGCGGCGGCGGGCAGCUGGUGAGCGUGGCAAAUCCCUGUGGCACUCGCGGUUCUCUGUGGCACUCUGUGACUCCCCUUGUGCUGUGGUGGAGAGCAGACAGCGGCGGCGGCCAUACAGGUCUCGCUGAAAAUGUCCAUGUUGCCCUUCACGCCGCCCGUGGUGAAGAGACUGCUGAGUUUCAAGAAGGGCGAAGGAGAAGACAAAUGGAGUGAGAAAGCGGUCAAGAGUCUCGUGAAGAAACUCAAGAAGUCUGGGGGUCUGGACGAGCUGGAGACAGCCGUGACCACCGAAGACCCGAACACUCGCUGCAUCACCAUCCCCAGGUCACUGGAUGGGCGGCUGCAGGUGUCCCACCGUAAGGGGCUGCCGCAUGUUAUCUAUUGCCGUUUGUGGCGUUGGCCUGAGCUACAGAGCCACCACGAGUUGCGUGCUCUUGACCACUGCACAUACGCGUUUAACCUCAAAAAGGAGGAGGUUUGCGUCAAUCCUUAUCACUACACCAAGAUAGAGGCUCCAGCCUUGCCGGCCAUUCUAGUGCCGCGCGGGAGCAGCAGCAGCAGCAGUAGUAGUGGAGGCGGAGGAGGGGGAGUGGGCGGCUCGGGCUCGGAUCCAGGGUCAGCAGAGGACUUGGGCUCUCUAGCUGAUCUCACGGCUGACAGUGUCAGCGACUCAACUUCCCUGACCUCGGUGGCCCCCACCCUCGAUCCCCAGCCCACUUUCCCCCCAACCGAGUCUCCUCCGCCUGGCUACAUGAGCGAGGACGGCGACAGUCAUGACCUGCCCGAUAUUACAAAUUACUCAGGUAUGUUGAGGGUUUGUCAGUGUUUUGCAGGGUGUUCAAAAGUAGCCGGCACCCUGCGGAAAUUCUCCAUCUAUUGGCUUUUUGAUUGCUGGGUAGUUUUAGCAGGACAAUAA